AUGGGCACCCAGAGAGAAUGGGACUUCGGUGCAAUCAUCCGGGCCUCUGCCCGCACAAACCUACAUGCUAAAUUCCCCUGCUCCUCCGACCUUUCCGAUGACUCGGAGGUUAGCAGUUCCCUCAGGCUGGAAAACAUCUUCCCCGUAAAAAAGGCCAAUAGCAUGGCUAUGAUUGAAUUCCUCAUCCUGAGAUUCUCGGAGGUCUGGGAGCUGCAGCUGGUCCAGGCCACUCUGUUCCUCCUGGCUACCCGGCACCUGUCCAUCCUUGACCUCUGCUACAUCUAUGUCACCACCCCCAAAUCCAUCCUCAACUCCCUGACCGACAACCGCUCCAUCUCGUUUCUGGGCUGUGCUUUCCAAGUGUUUGCGUUCAUACUGUGUUCCUGUGCAGAGACACCCCUGCUCACAGCGAUGUCCUUUGACCAUUUUGCAGCCAUCUGCCACCCCCUGCACUAUGAGGUUAUCAUGGACGAUGGGACCUGGGUAAAAAUGGCGGCCGCCUCAUGGUUCUUUGGUACACUGAGCACCAUGGCGCACACUGUUGCCACCUUCUCCGCCCUCAUCUGGUGGUCUAACGACCUCCCUCGGUUCUUCUGUGAUAUCCCUCAGCUCAUCAGACUCACGGGAUCUGAUAGAAAUCUCCAGGAAUUUAUGGCCAAAACUUCCUCCGCCGGCCUCACCUUUGGUUAUUUCCUUGCCAUCGUCGUCACGUACAUGUGCAUUUUCUGGGCCGUGCUGAAGAUGCUGACUGCUGAGGUCCAGGCCAAAGCCUUCUCCACCUGCCUGCCCUACUUCACCGUUAUGACUUUGUUCAUCAUGAACAGGCCUUUCCCCACCUCAAGCCCGUGA
Messenger RNA from Ornithorhynchus anatinus (platypus), 849 nucleotides. RefSeq names its product olfactory receptor 14A16-like. The coding region runs from base 1 to 849 and encodes 282 amino acids. Gene Ontology annotation, biological process: G protein-coupled receptor signaling pathway. The record is from RefSeq and is a predicted model, not a curated record. Lineage: Eukaryota; Metazoa; Chordata; Mammalia; Monotremata; Ornithorhynchidae. Gene Ontology annotation, cellular component: membrane. The transcript has 4 exons. Gene Ontology annotation, molecular function: G protein-coupled receptor activity; olfactory receptor activity.